CUCAGUGGGUCUGUUUGACUUGAAAAGAGGGAUGAGAGAGGGAGGAGAGAGAACAGGUGUAUCAUGGUGUGGGUGUGACUCAGGUUUCUGUUUGAGAGAGAAAAAUAGAUAAAGGGGAGGAAUAAAAGUAUAAACACUAAACAAGACAGGCUGUAGUGGCGGGCAUUGAAACGAUGGAAGUCUACAAAGCGCUCUGUUUGGUGACUCUACUAGUUGCUCUCUUUUCAAAAGUGUCUCACUCUCAGUUGGAUGUGUGUGGAAUCUCUCCUCUCAACACUAGGAUCGUGGGGGGUCAGGAUGCUCGUCCAGGGAGUUGGCCAUGGCAGGCCAGUCUGCAGAAAUCUGGCAGACAUUUUUGUGGGGGAUCCCUUAUUAACAAAGAGUGGGUGCUGACUGCUGCUCACUGCUUUCCCAGCACCAGUACAUCAAAUUUGCGGGUCUACCUGGGUCGUCAGAACCAGCAGGGCUCCAACCCUAAUGAAGUGAGCCUUACGGUCACUCAGAUCAUCUGCCACCCCAACUACAUCAGUAGUACCAGUGACAACGACAUGUGUCUGUUGAAGCUCUCCUCCUCCGUGACUUUUACCAACUACAUCCGGCCAGUCUGCCUAGCUGCACAAGGCAGCUCCUUCUAUGCUGGCACUACUAGCUGGGUCACAGGCUGGGGCACCCUCAGCAGUGAAGGAUCUGUACCACAGAUACUACAGGAGGUGGAUGUGCCUGUAGUGGGAAACAGGCAGUGUAACUGUAAUUAUGGAGUUGGCACCAUCACUGACAACAUGAUCUGUGCUGGUCUAUCAGCAGGAGGAAAGGAUUCCUGUCAGGGGGACUCAGGAGGUCCGCUUGUGAGCAAACAGGGUACUCGCUGGAUCCAGUCUGGCGUUGUAAGUUUUGGCAACAGCUGUGCUCUGGCAAAUUUCCCUGGUGUGUACGCCAGAGUUUCCCAGUACCAGACCUGGAUCAACAGCCAGAUUACCAGUGCCCAACCAGGUUUCAUCACCUUCUCAUCCAAUGGGACUGACUCUGACCUCAGUGUCACCUGCAUCACCUCCCCCCCUACAACCACACCCGCACCUGUGGUGUGUGGCAGCGCUAGCCCCUCUUUGAACUCCCGUAUUGGUGGGGGAAGCUCGUUGGCGACAGCAGGCUUGUGGCCCUGGAUAGCCAGCAUACAGAAAAACGGAGCACACGUUUGCGGGGGCACGUUAGUGGCGGUGGACUCUGUCAUGAGCGACGCUAGCUGCUUCUCCAGCCAACCCAACGCCUCUCAAUGGACCGUGAUCCUGGGUCGUCUGAAGCAAAACGGCUCCAACCCUAACGAGGUAACCCUGAAUGUCAUCAACAUCAUCAUGAGCAACUUGACGGGCAACAACGUGGCCAUCCUCCGACUGGCCAGCAAACCCAAGUUGUCAAACUACAUCCAGCCUAUCUGUUUGGACCAGGGAACCAGCACCUUCAGCACAGGGACUAAGUGCUGGGUGGCUGGCUGGGGCACUGGCCAGGGUGGGGCUGAGCAAGUCCUGCAGGAGUUCCAGACCUCUGUGGUGGAAUGCGUGAAUGUUUCAUCUUUGGACAACAUUUGCACCGGACCUGUGACACUAUUGCAGAGUGAUGUGGGUGGUCCUCUGAUGUGUAAGCAGGGCAACUCAUGGUUUCAGACUGCUGUGUUGACUGUCGAUAGCAGCAACGCCACAAGCAGCAACACCACCAGCACUAACGGCACUAGCAAAGCACGAUGGAGCCAGAGUCCUCGCGCCUCCACCAUCCAAGUCUUCACCAAAACCUCCCGCUUUAAGAACUUCCUUGCUACCAAUUUGGGAACCUUCCUAUCCCCCGCCUUAGCUGGUGGCAGCAGUGGAGCUUCCAUGGCCCACUCCUCCUUCUCUCUCUUCCUCUUCUUCUCCCUCUCCUUUGUCCUCCUGUUGGGUUGGGAUUGAUACUAAGCAACUCAAUGGCAACCAUUGCCAAGCCCUUUCUGUAACUUCCAACUAACCAAAAGUCAGUGACUGGCAGAGUGUGUCAAAGCAGAGUGUGUCAGAGUGUGUCAAAGCCAAUGUUGAACUCAGGGAGCCUUCAUCUCCGGUCACUUGAAUUAUGAAUGUUUACAAUUUCCCCUUUGUCAAAAUCAAUCGAUAAAAUAUAUUUUUGCUGUCUCAAUUGUUUUUGUAUCCAUAGCAUUUUCUGGACAAUAUUUGUUAAUUCUAACAGCACUGUUAUUUAAGUUGCAAAAUGCAUGAUUUUCUGUUCAAAGCUGUCUGGGCAUGUGUAACAAUGUUACAUUAAUAUCCAGAUGAAUAUGACUGUAGUAGCACACUUGACUUUCUCCAAAGAUUAUAGUAGUCUAUUCUACAGUAUCUGUGAGCCAAAAUGACAAGUAGCCAACAUGCACUGAACUAUAAGAUAGUCAUACUGCACUUUACUGGACAUGUGCCAUGGAUUAUUAUAUACUUAACAAAUCACAAUGUUAUGAUGAUGGUUUUAACAAAACCGUUAACUAAAUAGCUCUAAUACUUAGUUCUAAAUUAACUGAAGACUUUAUAGCCUUCAGAUUAUCCCUUGAAAGGCACAUUGUGUCACGCCCUGACCUGAGAGAGAUGGUUUAUUUUGUUAGGUCAGGGUUUGUGGUGGGCAGUCUAUGUGUUAUAUUUCUAUGUUGUCUUUUUCUUUGAUUGGCUGAGUAUGGUUCCUAAUUAGAGGCAGCUGUCUAUAUCGUUGUCUCUGAUUGGGAAUCAUACUUAGGCAGCCCUUUUUCCCUCCUUCUGUGUGGGAUCUUGUUUUUGUACAGCUUAGAUUAGCCUGCAAAACGGGACGUUCGUUUUCCGUUGUUUAUUCUUUUGAUUUAGUGUUCUGAGUUCAAAUAAAUAUUUGAACAUGAGCACUCA
This is a messenger RNA of Salmo salar (Atlantic salmon), 2882 nucleotides long. RefSeq names its product transmembrane protease serine 9. Gene Ontology annotation, biological process: proteolysis. The record is from RefSeq and is a predicted model, not a curated record. Gene Ontology annotation, molecular function: serine-type endopeptidase activity. NCBI's taxonomy places the organism in Eukaryota, Metazoa, Chordata, Actinopteri, Salmoniformes, Salmonidae.